AUGAAGAGGGGCGGCGGCGGGGGGGAUUACGGUUUCGCGGACGAGGUCGCUAGUUCAAGGCGCAUCCGGCGGCCGUGGACGGGUCCGAUGGGCGACAUCAGUGCGACGCCCGACACGGGAUCUCGACCUCCCAUGGCCCCCCUUCCUGGCAUCGUCGUCUGUUCGUCGUCGUCCACUCCACGACCCGGGAGGAACGGACGGGGAACCAUCAUCGCCGAUACCACCUUCAGGCUCUAG
Molecule: messenger RNA, 237 nt
Organism: Colletotrichum abscissum
Lineage: Eukaryota; Fungi; Ascomycota; Sordariomycetes; Glomerellales; Glomerellaceae
Exons: 1
Coding region: 1-237 (78 amino acids)
Source: RefSeq, a predicted model, not a curated record